This is a messenger RNA of Zychaea mexicana, 645 nucleotides long. RefSeq names its product Tat binding protein 1-interacting protein-domain-containing protein. Gene Ontology annotation, cellular component: condensed nuclear chromosome; DNA recombinase auxiliary factor complex. Lineage: Eukaryota; Fungi; Mucoromycota; Mucoromycetes; Mucorales; Lichtheimiaceae. Gene Ontology annotation, biological process: meiotic strand invasion involved in reciprocal meiotic recombination; homologous chromosome pairing at meiosis; meiotic joint molecule formation. The transcript has 7 exons. Gene Ontology annotation, molecular function: double-stranded DNA binding; recombinase activator activity. The record is from RefSeq and is a predicted model, not a curated record. Bases 1 to 645 code for a protein of 214 amino acids.
AUGGUCAAAAAGAAGGCGUCAAGCACUGAAGAGGACAAUGCCGUCCUAGACUAUUUGCGAAAAGUCAAUCGACCAUACAGCGCAACUGACGUCUUUAACAAUUUACAUGGAAAAUACCAAAAAAGUAACAUUGUCAAGGCACUUGAACGAUUGACUGAUCAAGAGGUCGUUUCCCAAAAGACGUACGGCAAAACGAAUAUCUAUUCGAUAAAGCAGAGCAAGGAAGAUAUUCCAUCUCCAGAAGAAGCUGAGAACAUCAAUAAGCAAAUCGAAGCAUUGUCACGUGAGAUGGAAUCGGUCCAGGGCGAUAAUGUGAAGUUGCAAAAGAAUUUGAAAGAUCUCAAAGCAGCACCAACCACAGAUAAGGCAAAGACCCUCACGACCGAAUUGAUUGAAAGCAAUGAUAAAACUCAGGCACGCAUUGAUAGCUUAAAGUCGGGUACUACGCUAAUAACAGAUGAAGAGAAAAGAAAAAUUGAUGCAGAAUAUGACAAGAUGCGCAAAGAAUGGCGAAUAAGGCGCAAGAUUUUCCGAGAAAUUUUCAAUGCAAUAACUGAAAACAUGCCUGGAAAACCGAACGACUUUAAGGAAGAGCUUGGCAUUGAAGAUGAUCCUAUUCCAUAUGAGCAAGAUCCUCUUCAAUAA